AUGCUUUCCUUGCAUCUUAAUUAUGUCAUUUUGACGCUUCUCUCUUCAAUAACGCUGGCAACCAGUACUCACGACCAUGACCGCAUUAAAAAAUGCUAUCAACGUCAUGGCACGUCCAGCGACUCACGCAAAGCCAGCAACAACAUCUACAAGACCUCAUUCCCUGGCGUGACAUGGGAUAACGACAAUUGGCUCCUCACCACAACCAACCUCGACCAAGGCCACUAUCAAUCUCGCGGGUCAGUAGCAAACGGCUACCUCGGCAUCAACGUUGCCGCCGUCGGCCCCUUCUUUGAGAUCGAUGCCGAUGAAGAAGGCGGUGUCAUCAACGGCUGGCCGCUCUUCUCAAGACGACAGACCUUUGCAACCAUCGCUGGCUUCUAUGAUGCACAGCCAAAGACAAACGGGACCAACUUUCCAUGGCUUUUGCAGUAUGGUUAUGAGAGUGUCAUCAGUGGUGUUCCCCACUGGGGUGGACUUAUCAUUGACUUGGGAGAUGAUGUGUAUCUUGACGCGACAGUGGAUAACCGGACUGUUCAUAACUUUACGUCUACCUAUGAUUUCAAGGCUGGAGUUUUGGAGUGGUCGUAUACGUGGGAGCCCAAGGGGAAAGGGUCUUAUCAGAUCAAGUACCGCUUGUUUGCGCAUAAACUCCACGUCAACCAGGCCAUUGUGGAUCUGACGAUUGUCCCAUCCACCGACUCCAAAGCGAAAGUUGUCAACGUCAUUGAUGGAUACUCGGCAGUGCGUUCAGACUUUGUCAAGUCAGGCCAGGAUGAAGAUGGCGGCAUAUUCUCAGCUGUCCGACCCGUUGGAAUCGCCAAUGUGACCGCCUACAUAUACGCACAAGUCAACGGAUCAAAGUCCCUCGACCUGUCUCGCCGCAAGUUGGUCCAUGGAAAGCCGUAUGUGCACACCAACGAAUCAUCUAUUGCACAAGCCAUCCCUGUCAAGUUCUCAGCUGGUGUUCCUGUUCAUAUCACCAAAUACGUAGGAGCCGCUUCCUCCGACGCCUUUGAAGAUCCAGAAAAGACUGCGAAGGAGGCUUCACAUAGAGCAUUGGAGGAAGGGUAUGAAAAGUCUCUUUUAUCACAUCUCAGGGAAUGGGAGAGCGUCAUGCCGAGUGAUUCCGUGGACAGCUACGCCUUUCCCGAGAACGACACGCUCCCUGACGAUGAGUACAUCAUAGACUCUGCCAUCAUUACCGUCACAAACACCUACUACCUCCUGCAAAACACAGUCGGCAAGAAUGCACAAAAGGCAGUAUCAGGAGCCCCCGUCAACAUCGACAGUAUCUCAGUCGGCGGCCUCACCUCCGACUCCUACGCCGGCCUCAUCUUCUGGGACGCUGACCUUUUCAUGCAACCCGGUCUCACAACAUCACACCCAGAAGCUGCUCAGCGAAUAACGAACUACCGCGUGGCCAAGUACGACCAGGCCAAGAAAAACAUCGCCACUUCUUUUGCGGGCUCUCAAAACAAGACCAAGUUCUCGGAAUCAGCGGCUGUGUAUCCGUGGACGAGUGGACGGUUUGGGAAUUGCACUGCUACUGGUCCUUGCUGGGACUACGAGUACCAUUUGAAUGGGGAUAUUGGGAUAUCUUUGGUGAAUCAGUGGGUUACGAGCGGUGAUACCGACUUCUUCAAGGAGACACUGCUGCCGAUUUAUGACUCGGUGGCGAAUCUUUUUGCGGAUUUGCUGAAACCCAAUGGAUCGUCGUGGACUAUCACAAAUAUGACUGACCCCGAUGAGUAUGCCAACCAUAUCGACGCCGGCGGUUUCACCAUGGCACUUGCCUCGGAGACCUUGAUCCAAGCCAACCAGAUCCGCAGACAGUUUGGAAUGACAGAGAAUAAGACGCAGGACGAAAUAGCCUCUGAUGUGCUUUUCAUCAGAGAGAACGGCAUAACUUUGGAGUUCACGACUAUGAAUGGCAGCGCCAUCGUCAAGCAGGCUGACGUGGUGCUCAUGAGCUUUCCUCUGGGUUACAACGAUAACUACACUGACCAGAAUGGACUCGACGAUCUCGACUAUUACGCGAACAAGCAGUCUCCCGAUGGGCCAGCAAUGACCUGGGCAAUCUACUCCAUUGUAGCGGACGAGCUCUCACCAUCCGGCUGCUCAGCAUACACCUACGCACAAUACUCCUACAAACCUUAUACACGACCUCCCUUCUACCAGCUUUCCGAACAGUUGGUAGAUAACGCAACCGUCAACGGCGGCACGCAUCCCGCAUAUCCCUUCCUCACUGGCCACGGAGGCGCUAACCAAGUGACUAUCUUUGGAUACCUUGGCCUACGGCUUAUUCCUGACCAAGGUCUCCACGUCAACCCGAAUUUGCCGCCUCAGAUUGGGUAUCUGAAGUAUCGAACGUUCUACUGGCGUGGUUGGCCUAUCUCUGCUUGGUCGAAUUACACGCAUACUACUAUUUCUCGACACCCGACGACUAAACCUCUCGAUGUUGCGGAUUCUCGGUACGCUAAUAAAGGUAUUGCGGUUUAUGCUGGGAAAAUGGGAGACUCUGCACUUCAUCAUUUGACAUUCGAUGAUCCUGUCGUUAUCAAGAACAGACAGAUAGGCAGUGUUAACACAGUGCACGGCAAUCUAGCUCAGUGCCGACCGGUAAAAUCUUCCAACUCUUAUGAGCCAGGGCAGUUUCCCAUUGCUGCUGUAGACGGAGCUACUUCGACAAAGUGGCAGCCCUCAAAGGCCGCUGACGUCAGCUCACUGACUGUUUCUCUUGCGAAAAAGGACGUUGGAUCUAAGGUCAAGGGCUUCUACUUCGAUUGGGCUGAUGCCCCACCUAUCAACGUCACAGUUCUGUUCCACAACAAAACCAUUGAUGAUCCGACAAAGGUAUAUGGGACAUCGAGCCACGACUCGGGAUAUGAUGUCGUUGUGUCCAUAAAGAAGGUCAAACUCUCGGAUGCAUACAACGCGAAGACCGAUAACCUAGAUGCAGUCGUCAUGCCUACAGGAAACACUACCAAUGUCACUCUUCCAGAGACUGUUCCCUUAUCUCGAUACGCCACGUUGCUGAUCGCGGGGAACCAGGCUCUGGACAAAGUUGAUCUCAAAGCUGGGAAUGGUACAGGCGCUACAGUCGCUGAGUGGGCAAUCCUGCACUAAAGGUGGUCGUGGGAUACAAAUGAUGGUGUACAGUAUAAGGUUCAAUGGCGGUGGUAGAGAAAGGAUGGCAAUGGUUUAGUUUAGGAAGGACAUUUAUGUAAUCGGUGCAGAGGUCAGGUUUUCAAUACUUCUUGGCUUCAACUAGUUUCGUUACCAAUGAUAAUUUACUGUCAAUAAUGAAGAAAGCUCGUACGCUUGAUGUACAA
Molecule: messenger RNA, 3335 nt
Organism: Fusarium odoratissimum NRRL 54006
Lineage: Eukaryota; Fungi; Ascomycota; Sordariomycetes; Hypocreales; Nectriaceae
Exons: 4
Coding region: 1-3129 (1042 amino acids)
Biological process (GO): trehalose catabolic process
Cellular component (GO): fungal-type cell wall
Molecular function (GO): alpha,alpha-trehalase activity; carbohydrate binding
Source: RefSeq, a predicted model, not a curated record